GGCAUCUCUAAUGCAGCUUCCUGUUGCUGUUUGUGCCAUUUGAUCGCUGCUGUCAUACGGAACAAACUGCUGCUGUCUCAGCACUUUAUAUGGUGGUUUCAUGGCUCAGUGUUACACAAUAUCACUGACCAUGAACAAGAUGAAGAUGAAGCUGCCUGAGCGGAUCCUAAAUCACAUCCUGGAGAUUCUCUACCUGCUGACGGGAGAGCGUGUGACUAACUUACUGACAGUGAGUGAUAUGACCGGGGACAAGAUGACAACAGAGAGGAUACUGACCCACACCCUGCAGAUCAUGUACCUGCUGACAGGGGAGGUGCCUAUAAAGUGUGAUGAUGUUGCUGUGUAUUUCUCUAUGGAGGAGUGGGAGUAUAUAGAGGGACACAAGGAGCUUUACAAGGACGUCAUGAUGGAGACUCACCAAGGACUAAGUACUAUGGAAAUCCCAGGAUAUGAGAGCUCAGAACUAACAGGUCACAGUGAUGAAAAUCUAGACACAGGAACACAAAGAGAACUUGUACAGAAUAUUCAGCCAUCAGAUGUCUCUGCAAAUGUUAUAACCGAAGAUCUGAAUGUAAUGUGUCACCUGGAAGUUCCAAGGCAGGAAAUGUGUUACAGCGGCAGUGCAGGUGAAAAUUAUGCUAAGAUUUCAUGUAACACGGAACAAAUAGAAGAUCAGUGGCAAAGAAAUAUAACAGAAGCUGCAGAGCAGGAAAUAUGUGACAAUAUAAGUACAGGUGAAUUCACAAACUGCAAUAAUCCAAAUCAUAAUCAGAGUGCAGAUGCUUCUUUACAUCUUCUUCAAAAUCAAAGAAGCCACUUGGGAAAUUUAUGUUCUGAAUGGGGGAAAAGUUUUCUUAAGAAAUCACAUCUUCUUAGACAUCUAAAAAUUCAUACAGGAGAAAAGCUAUUGUCCUGUUCUAUAUGUGGGGAAUGUUUUAACCAUAAAACAAAUCUUGAUGUUCAUCAGAAAAUUCAUACAGGAGAAAAAGGAUUUUUAUGUUCUUACUGUGGGAAAUAUUUUACUCAGAAGUCACAUCUAAUUGAUCAUCAAAGAAUUCACACAGGAGAGAAAGCAUUUUCUUGUUCUGACUGUGGGAAAUGUUUUACUCAGAAAUCAAAUUUUAUUAAGCAUCAGAAAAUUCAUACAGGAGAAAAAGAAUUUUCAUGCUCUUACUGUGGGAAAUGUUUUACUCAGAAAUCAAAUCUUAUUAAGCAUCAAAAAUUUCACACAGGUGAAAAGGGAUUUUUAUGUUCUGACUGUGGGAAAUGUUUUACUCAGAAAUCAGAUCUUAUUAGGCAUCAGAAAAUUCACACAGGAGAGAGAGAAUUUUCAUGUUCUGACUGUGGGAAAUAUUUUACUCAGAAAUCACAUCUUAUUAAGCAUCACAAAAUUCAUUUUACUAAUGAUCAUCAGAGAAUUCACACAGGAGAGAAAGCAUUUUCUUGUUCUGACUGUGGGAAAUGUUUUACUCAGAAAUCAAAUCUUAUUAAGCAUCAGAAAAUUCAUACACGAGGAAAAGAAUUUUCAUGCUCUUACUGUGGGAAAUGUUUUACUCAGAAAUCAAAUCUUAUUAGGCAUCAGAAAAUUCACAAAGGAGAGAAAGAAUUUUCAUGUUCUGACUGUGGGAAAUAUUUUACUCGGAAAUCAACUCUUAUUAGCCAUCACAAAACUCAUUUUACUCAGAAAUCAGCAUUUAACCUCCUAAGUGCAGAGGGUGAUACGUAGUUGUCAGCCACACAAUACCAAGACCCCCUGGGGCGUGCAGUUUUGGAGAAGUUUGAGGCCCUUUCUGCACCUCAAGCGUUUAUGAGGUGACCCCGUGGUGGAUUUGAAUUAAAUCACUAGUCAUUAAUUGCAAAUUAAAUAAUGUUUUUCAUUUUUAGAAUGUAUGUAUGUAUGUAUUGAGUACUUGUAAAGCGCGGCUAAUAACCUGUAAGGGUCUCAAGGCGCUGCUAAUUUUAUCGACCUCGGAAGGAUGAAAGGUUGAGUGUACCUCACCGGGGAUCGAACCUGCAACCCUUGGGAUGCCACAGAUCUCAGCCACAGUGCCUUAGCAUGCUGAGCUAUCUGUCCGGCUAGAAUUUUUCCAGUUAUAUCAGACCAUUACAGAUUUGAUUAUAUAUCAUUAGAUAUGCAUAGAUAGAUCAUUGAAAUCAAAGGGACAUUCAUCACCAGAAUUUUUGUUGUUUUAAAAGAUAGAUAAUCCCUUAAUUACCCAUUCCCCAGUUUUGCAUAACUAACACAGUUUGAUACUUUUGCUUCAGCAGAGGCUUCUUUUGGGAGAAAGGUUCUUCAAGCAGUGGUGCCUUCUGUUUAGGUUAAUUGUCUUGUCCCUCCCUUAUCAUCCAUGUCCUCUAGCUUGGGUAUUGGUUCCCAACAGUAAUUAAGAUGAUCCGUGAACUCACCGUGCAUUAGAAAGAAAACAUAAUUUAUUCUUACCUGAUAAAUUUAUUUAUUUCUUGACACGGUGAGUCCACAGCCCGCCCUGUUUUUCAGACAGUUUCCUCUUCUAUAAACUUCAGGCACCUCUGCACCUUAGACUAAUUUAUUUUCUCCUUUCCCUUUGGUCAAAUGACUGGGGAUUGUGGGUAGGGGGACUGGUAUUUAACAGCUUUUGCUGUGGUGCUCUUUGCCUCCUCCUGCUGCUCAGGAGUGAUAUUCCCAACAGUAAUUAAGAUGAUCCAUGGACUCACUGUGUCAAGAAAUAAAUAAAUUUAUCAGGUAAGAAUAAAUUAUGUUUUUUGACACACUCCUUAUGGUGCAUAAACAGCUAAAUAACCCAAUGGUCGGCCAAUUGUGGCAGGUUAAACUCUGUAUGCACUAAAAUAGCCACAGACAAAAUCAUUCUAUUUAGCCUGGAUGUUUAUAGUCUGCACACCGUAAAAAAAGCAAGAGAGCCGUAUUGCUGCAGUAAAGAGAGCUUUGGAUUAGUGUAUUAGAUAGACUGCAACUCAGAAGGGCGUUUUUGAAGAAUUCCUACUGAUUUCAUUGUACCACAAUUAUUUAUUGUUCUAAGAUACCUUUUAUUUACAAAAACAAGGUACUGACAUGGAAUCUAAUGCUGCUCAAACAUACACUAAUAUCUAUAUGAACACAAUUGAAAAGAAGUAUGUGUAUGAGAACAAAAUUUUCUUGAAGUAUUCAGCCACAUGGUGGCGCUAUAUAGAUAAAUUGUUUGGUGUGUAGUAUGGUGACAUUGGAUCUCUUGAAAUGUUUAUUCAGGAUUUAAACUGUAGUACUAACUCUAUAACAUUUACAUUAACAUGCAGUGAAGAAUAUGUUAACUUCUUAGAUACAGCUGUCUACAGAGAAGGGGCAUUUUAAAGAUGGAUUUGUUUACCAAGCCCACAGAUAGGAAUAGUAUUCUACAGUUUGAUAGUUUUCAUCCUAAAUGUAUAAUUAGUUCCCUUCCACUCAGUCAAUUUGUAAGGGUUAGAAGAAUAGUGACCAAACAGAACAGACUACAGAAUAGACUUAACGGUAUUGAUGAGGCCUAAUUUCAAGACCCUUUAAACACCUGUAGCUUUCCCCUUCUCCUUUCGACUCUGAUAUUGCACUGCAAAUUAAAUGACAAGCGCUUGGAGAACCGUCUUACACAACACACAUAGAGAUAUGGUUUGCAAAACAGCUCUGAUUUAUUGUGUCAGGAUGACCACUUUAUAUACUCUUCAAACAUACAUUGAAACACAUAAUCAUUAGCUCAUUUCUAAGACACAAAAGUACAGAUGAGUCCUGUAAGUCGUAUGUAUCCUUGUCUUAUAUUCUUAUGUCAAUAGGUAAAUUUAUCACUGACAUGACAAAGGAAUAAUGUAAAAAUCUCAAAAUACACUAAUUAGAUAUAUAGCUACAUUUGACCUAAAGAAAUUGUCUACAUAUCAGUAUUUCUGCAUGUAGCUCAAGAGUUCAAAAGUAUAUUAACAAGAAAACUGUGUGAAAGGUUAUAAUGUUUCUUGCUACAUUUUGAUAUAAUAAAGAUACAAUAAAAGAUACAAAAGAUACAUUUGUAAUUCAAGGUAAUGAGAUAUACAUAAUGAUACAAUGUGUGUAUAUGAUACCUAGAUAACAUAAUAUUCUUACAAUGCCUCCUUUUAUUCUGAAAGAAUAACAUAUAAUAAGGAGAAAAAGCUUAUAGACUGAUGUAUGCCUCAGAAAUCAUCAUGAGAAUAGAAAAAGAUAGGAGUUUACCUGAGAGUGAGGGUGUGAUAGAGAGGGUAGACAGGAUGAGAGGGUGGGAGGUCUUUGAGAGAUUCAAGGGAAGGAGGGCGUUUGGGGGAACGGGAUGGAAUAAUGGUCAGGUAUUGGGUAAUGGAAAGAAAUGAAGUAGUAGCAGGUAACAUAGCCAUGUAAGAUUGAUCAGAGUGAUCAUUGUACGGUGCGAAUUUAGUAGUGGGUGAUGUAAAUCUGUUAAUAGCACACACACUUAGCUUAAACAAUAGAUAUAUUAGCAAAAUAAUAAUAGCAAUAAUAAUACCCAUAAUAAUACGCAUACCAAGGGAACCUAUCCAUGAGCCAAAACUAUCAAAAGCACCAUAUGCUUGUUUACGUAUUUUACUUUGGACCUCAUGUAAUUUAUUUAUGUCUUGAUAAUAAAUAUACAAGUCGUGCCUAUUCUCGCACAACCCCCCCCCCUCUCUGCUGCUAGAAGAUAGUCUAGUGCCAUUCUGUUUUGGAGAGUGGUUUGUGCAAUUUGUUCUUGUUUCAUGCUAAGUGGUUCUAUAGCAUCAGUAGUGUAAUUAAAAGCCUCAUCUGUGAGUGUUGCAAAAAGAUUUAGCUUAUAAUAAAGUCUAAUAGAUGCUGAAGGGACCCAGGAUGCAGACCAUAUUUCAUCAUAAUUGGCUUUAAUAGUAAGGCCUGAUGCAGAUGAGUUUUUAAACGCUGCGCUUCCAUGCUAGCAAAUUUUAUCAUUGGGCAGUGUGGUGUGAGUGUGAAUUGCAGGGAUGAUAUAUCCUAAAUAGCAUGGAGAGAAAUGUGUACAUGGUAUCAUCUUUACAGCCCAUAUUUCACAUAACCAAUAAUAACCAUAGUGUAAAUUGGGUGUAGAUGGACAUAAUGGAUUUUUAUGUAAGGGAUAAUGAUGUUUGGUGGCAGCACCUGUAUAAGUGACCAUAUUAGGUGCAGUUAGUUUAAACCAAUCAUAAAUAAUUUUGUGUAUUGGAUUUAAUGUUAUAGAUGUAUUAUGGUAGAGAGAAAGAUAAGUAUUAUCCCAAAGGUCAAUACUGUUAUAUGUUCUAUCUCUUAUACCACCAUUGUAUGAAAAUAACACAGUUGGGGGCCAUUUGUCAAUGAUAUCUGGGUUAAAAAUAGAACCAUUAUGAUUCCAUGACAUUAUGGAGCCAUUCUUAGCAUAAUUUAUAAGAUGUACUUUUAGUUUUUCUGAUAAGUCCUUGGAUGAAUUACUGAACGUGAAAUUGCACAUAGUAUGGGAGGUGAUUAAAUUAUGUAAAUCGUCAGUGUUGAGAGGGUGACCAAAUAUGGAUAUCCCCACUUCUCUCCAUGAGGGGCAUAGCCACAAACCCAGCAUGGUUUUGUUUUAUUAGUCACCUUAUAUAAGUUCACAGUGGUUUUAACAAAAGUAUUGUCUUUUUCCAUGAUGUGAGAUGUAGAUCUCUUGACCUGCGGGAGUGAAGCACAUUGGCUUUUGGAGUGUCAUUAUUAUCAUUGUGCAGGGACAUACCAGGACUAGGGAUUGAACUUGAACUGUAGGUUGGGACUCCAAUGACUAACAUAGCCACUAGGCUAGUGGCAGCACCAACAAGGACUGUUAUGAUUAACAAAUAGAUGACAGCUCGUCGGGUUGAACAGCGGGCACUGAAGGACCAGCAUGUCAGGGUUUUUUCCCUGUUUUGUUUGCCAUGUGCUGCUGGCAGCCAUUUUACUCACCUCUCUUGCUGACUAUGGUGCAUUAUGGGGAUGCUGCUCAUUUCCUGCACUUCCUUUUAUGGCCAGACUGGUGUGCAUCAUCUGUGUGAGACAGGAUGUAGUCUCAGAAUUGUGAUGUCAUCACUUAUUAUUUAAAGGGCCUCUGUUCAGUAUGCUUUGCCUUUGUGUUGUCUCAGACCUGUUUGUGAGAGUUCCUGUGUAUUACCUCACUGUCUGACGUCCUUCCUGGUUCCUGAUCCCUGACUUGUUCCUGACUCUGCUGUUUUCCUUAUUCCUGAUUCCAGCUCGUCUGACUAUUCGCUUUGGCUCCUGACUCGGCUCGUCUGACUACCAGCUCUGGUUUUGACUCCUGGCUUGUUAUUUGACUUGUGGACUUUUUAUUUUUUUUUUGUUAUUAAUAAAUUUGUGAUUAUUUUUGCACUUCUCGUCUCAGUCUGAUUCCUGGCACCCUGACAAAGCGUCUGUCUUUCCAUUCUGUGGGACUAGCAUGAUCCUGCUGGCAUGGAUCCAUGUUGGGCUCUCGUCUGUAAGGAUUGAGGUGCGUGUUACUGUGAUGACCUCUGUGGGUGGUCCAAAAGGAGGAUCCAGACUUUUAUUCUUGUGCAAUCGCUUUACCAGGACCUUGUCUCCAGGCUUGAAAGGGUGUGUCGGUGUACCUGAAGGGGAUGGCAGCGUAAAAGAUACAUCACCAUAGAUACUGUUCAGUUUCUCCACAAGUUUUAAAACAUAUUCUCCCCUUACCACCUUUAUGUUUGCACCAAGGAGUAGGAAAUUGUCUACCCAUUAAAAUUUCAAAUGGUGAAUAACCAGUAGUGGCACUAGGGGUCAUUCUGACUUCUGCCAAUGCUGCAGGUAAAUGUUAAGGCCAAUUAGUAAAAGUGCCAUCAGUUCCCUUCCUCAACGUUUCUUUUAUAGUUCUUUUCAUCUUCUCUACCUGACCUGAGGAUUCAGGAUGAUAUGGUAUAUGAAAUUUCCAUUCAAUGGAAAGCAAAGUACAAACCUGUUGAGUUACUUGAGAGACAAAUGGAGUACCUCUAUCACUAUUUAUCUGUAGAGGGCAGCCAAACCUAGGUAUAAUUUCUUUACACAAAAUUGUAGCUAUGGUUUUAGCAUUUUCUUUUGCUGUGGUGAAAGCCUCUACCCAUUUACUGAAUUGGUCUACAAUAACCAAUAAGUAUUUUAUGCCUCCAUUUGCAGUAGGCAUAUGUGUGAAAUCAAUCUGUAAUGUUUGCAUAGGGCCAUCAGGUAGCUGUAGAUCUAAUUUACCAUGUAUGGUACCUCCAGGAUUAUUUUGUGCACAUGUUAGGCAUCUACUUAAUUGUGCAUCUAUUAGUGAGUGUAAAUCAUGUAUUACAUACCGUUGUAACAUGUUGUGUUCUGUAAGACGGUUCUCCAAUCGCUUGUCAUUUAAUUUGCAGUGCAAUAUCAGAGUCCAAAGGAGAAGGGAGAAGUGGAAAGCUACAGGUGUUUAAAGGGUCCUGGGUCCUGAAAUUAGGCCUCAUCAGGUAUGAAAAACACAUUUUUACAAUAAGAUUAUCCAUUGACUCUAAUAUAAAAGGAAUUGAAUAGACCAGGUAGCAAUACAUGUUAGAGGAAAAACAAAAAACCAUAAAGAGAAGCGCCUAGUCUUUUUAUGGAUCACACGGAACAUAAUAAACAUAUUAUGAGUAUUCUUAAAGGGACAGUUUACUCAAAAAAUGUAUAUCCUUAAAUUUGUUCCCAAUGAUCCACUUUACCAGCUGGAUUGUAUUAAAUUGUUUACAAUAUUUACUUUACCCUUAUAUUGGCAUUUGAAAUAGUUGAAUUAGCCUGUGGUAUCCCCACCUAUUCUGAAAGUUUUUGGCUUUAGAGCCAAGCUAUAAAUAAGCUGUGUAAACACAUCCAGCAGAAUAAAUUACACUCCCAGUGGGGUAUAGCAGAGAUAAGGUAAUAAAAUGUUAAUUUUCCAUUGCUCUCUCCAAGUAUUGGUAUUUGGUUUAUGUACAGAUAAAUGAAAAAGGAGCAGGUAUAUGUACACAAUCUGAUAAAGUAAUGAGAUCUGAUUAUACCUACAAGCUCAACCGAUUUUAUUAGGUUGUGGCUUCAAAACACAAAAUCAGCUAAUUCAUAUACACAGAUAAACCUUAAAAAGCAAAUUCUCAUACAUUUUAUAUUCUGCAACUGGUAAAAAAAAAGUAAUUGGCAACACAUUAAGGGAAAAACAAUUUUACAUUAUACUGUCCCUUUAAGCAAUAUUGGCCGAUAUUACAGAAAUUGAAUCCUAAUGUUUCUGAUGUCCAUGUGGGAGGAUUUAUAUUGGGUAGACCACCCGUAUCUUAUCUUGAUAAGCGUAGGGUGAAACGCGUCGAAAGCUGUGGUUUUUAUUCACUUUGGAAAUCUGUAUACUACUUUCUUUUAAGAGACGCUUUAACCCGGGUUAUUUGCUCUUGUAAUAUUCCACCAAGUCUGUGGCCUGCGUGGCACUAAGUGCAGGUGAAGAUUGCGAACCAUUCUCAUAGAGAAGUUUGUUUCACUUUGCUUCCUCCUUAUUGCAAUAUUGGUAUAUCGUAAAAAAUCAGAACGGACAGAUUGUUGGGCAAAGACAAGCCUCCCGAGUUUCACCCGUGACGUCAGACGCCAGAGUCACGUGGGGUGAACUCGCGGUUGUAAGUAUACUUCCAGCCGAACGAUACAGAUCAAUUCCCCAGGGACAUGGGAGCUAAGGUAUGAACUAAGUAACAGGAACUGUUUACCGGAUUAUACAGACACAGGUAAUCUUAUUCCAAAUACUGGAACCGAUAAGAUCACUAUACUCUCCAAGUUGGGAUUGUGAAAAGAAAACUUUUUGGAUCUAAAUAUACAGUAUGUGGUAUUGUCAGAAAGACUUUUAUUAGCUAUUCACAAAUAUAUGUGGCUUUGUCAGAAAGACUUUUAUUAGCGGUACACUAAUAACCAUUGUUGUGCAUAAUUUGUACUUAACCACACCAGGUCAACAGUAUAAGCUGAAUUUUGUAACUUAGUAACGACACUAUUACUUGUAUAGUCAAUUUUACUUUUUGUUGCCAAUUUUAAAUCUCUUUGAUGCAUAUUGAAUUUCUGUGUACACACAUACUUAAGGGAGACGUCCCUGUUUUUAUUGUUCUAAGUGAAUUCUUAUUUUUCACACAUAACCUGCUCUAUAUCAAAGAUAUUUUUUACUACAUUAAAACAUACAUUUUUUAUCCUUU
Messenger RNA from Bombina bombina (fire-bellied toad), 9087 nucleotides. Its product is annotated as zinc finger protein OZF-like. NCBI's taxonomy places the organism in Eukaryota, Metazoa, Chordata, Amphibia, Anura, Bombinatoridae. The transcript has 8 exons. The record is from RefSeq and is a predicted model, not a curated record. Gene Ontology annotation, molecular function: DNA-binding transcription repressor activity, RNA polymerase II-specific; RNA polymerase II cis-regulatory region sequence-specific DNA binding. Gene Ontology annotation, biological process: negative regulation of transcription by RNA polymerase II. Bases 101 to 1726 code for a protein of 541 amino acids.